Molecule: messenger RNA, 1662 nt
Organism: Mytilus trossulus (common blue mussel)
Lineage: Eukaryota; Metazoa; Mollusca; Bivalvia; Mytilida; Mytilidae
Exons: 1
Coding region: 1-1662 (553 amino acids)
Source: RefSeq, a predicted model, not a curated record
AUGGUCGAUAAAAGAAGUUCGCAAGUUCAAAGUAAAGAUCCCAUGCAUCAAAACACUUUUCGUCACGAAAACGGAAAACACGAAAACUCAUCACAUUCUACCAAAUCAUCACAAUCAGUAAAUGUUAGCAUUGUUAAUGAUAAAGAGGGAAAAUCUGAAGAAGACACAAAAGUUCUACAUACAUCUCAUAAAACACAUUCAAUCGUAUUAUUGAAGACAGCAGUUGCUCCCGUUUGGUCCGACAGUACAGGUAUAGACGCAAACAUAUUUUUUGAUGAAGGUGCACAACGUUCGUUCUUAACAAAAGCUCUUGCUUUAAAAUUAAAACUUGAAAUCUACAGAACAGAAACAAUACAGUUGGCCUGUUUCGGAGACACAGGUAAUAGCAUUCGACACUUAGGUAAGUGUACUUUAUUGGUAGAAACACAGACGAGACAGAAAAUACCUAUCGAGGUUCUUGUUGUACCGAAAAUAGCCGUUCCGUUACAGAAUCAUGUCCGAAAACUAGACUUGAAAAACAACUACAUUUAUUUACAAGGCUUGAAUUUAGCGCAUCCAAUUACCGACGAAAGUAUGUUUGAAAUUACAGUAUUGAUUGGAGCAGAUUAUUAUUGGCAGUUUAUUGAAGACAAAAUCAUCCGCGGAGAUGGCCCUACUGCUGUUAAAUCGAAGCUAGGUUAUCUUUUAUCCGGUCCGUUAAAGGAGUCGGCUACACACUCACUGUCAGUAUUAAACAUGCUUAUUUCGCAUAAGACCGAGGAGUUCGACAUCGCAUCAUUCUGGAACUUAGAAUCAAUGGGAAUAAACUCUAAAGAAUUAGACCAAGAGAAUGAAGAUUACUUAAAAACGUAUCAGAACACUUGCAUUGAAUUUCAAGGCGGACAAUAUAUCGCAAAAUUACCAUGGAAACGAGAACAUGAUCAACUUCCGACAAAUUUUAGUAUUGCAAAACGAAGAACUGAAUCUGUAAUCAGAAGGCUAGACAGGGAACCAGGUAUGUUGAAAACGUAUGACGAUAUUAUAAAGAACCAAGAGCUUAAAGGUUUCAUUGAAAAAAUCGAGGAUGAAGAAUGUGACGACAAGACAGUGCAUUAUAUACCGCACCACCCAGUUAGGAAAGAUUCGUUGACCACACCAAUUCGCAUUGUUUACGAUUGUAGUUGUAGACAAUCUGAUCAGUACCCGAGCUUGAACGACUGUCUAAUGAAUACACCACCCGUUCUUAAUGACUUGACAAAACUAUUAUUGCGUUUCCGAUUAAACGCCAUCGCAAUUUCAACGGAUAUCGAAAAGGCAUUCUUACACGUAGGUUUACACGAACAUGACAGAGAUGCGACAAGAUUUUUGUGGAUGUCUGAUGCAGAAAACAUAAACAGUAAAUUGGUGACAUAUCGUUUUAAGUCUGUUCUUUUUGGCGCUACAUGCUCCCCUUUUAUUCUGAGCGCAACACGACUCAAACAUGUGCAGACUCAAGAAAAGAAUAGUGACACAGCUAAAAUGAUUGAACAAGACAUUUAUGUUGAUAAUAUUAUAUCGAGCGUAAGUAACGAGAACAAAGCCGUACAGUAUUACAAAGAAGCUAGGGAAUUAAUGACAAAAUGGAUUUUAUCUCCGAUCGUGGACAUCAAACAGUCAGCUUUUACGGACAAUAGCAUGCGCUGA